AUGUUUCCAGUUGCGCAGAGUUCUCUACCAACAGUGAAGCUUGAAACGGAUGAGUCAGCAGCGGGACCAAGCGGUUUUGACAACUCAAUUGCGGCACUCGCAGAAGGGCUUCCUAUGCCGUCGUCGGACCUGUUGUCACCUGAUGGUGGUGCAGAUGGAGCUGAUAACAGGAAGGCGAACAACAAGAAAAAACGGCCAGAUCGGUUCAAGCGAGCGAGACAGAAACGUGUCAAGGAAAUAAAGCGAGAAGUUGAUGGACUGGUCAUACCCGCGCGUAACAAAGCACUUCCGCUAAAGAAUGUCAUCCAAGGGUCGAAGACUGUGGCUGCUGCUCUUGCUGCUGCUCUUGGAUCAUCCACCUCUCCGACGGAUGCAUCUCAUUCCCAAGCUGUUCCGCAGACAGAGCAGAGAGCUGAAACUCAGGAGGAGCGGACAGGAUCCAUACGCUCUUCAGGAACGAAUGCGACGGCAACUCAACCAACUCCCUCGAGGUCGAAAAAGAAUUCAACCGCUGCAGAUGGAGAUCACGAGGAGACAGAACUUGCCCUGGGCAGGGUUACAAAGAAGCCUCGACUCUCAGCACCCUCGACCGCUACUAGCGGUGCAACGGAGGGUUUGAAUAAGGUUGAUAAUAUUGGAUCAGACUACUUUAGGCGACGUCUACGUCCACCAAGGUGA
Messenger RNA from Cooperia oncophora, 678 nucleotides. The record is from the annotation of a GenBank genome assembly. Lineage: Eukaryota; Metazoa; Nematoda; Chromadorea; Rhabditida; Trichostrongylidae.